Selaginella moellendorffii is the source of this 1936-nucleotide messenger RNA. Its product is annotated as tyrosine decarboxylase 1. Gene Ontology annotation, molecular function: carboxy-lyase activity; pyridoxal phosphate binding. The record is from RefSeq and is a predicted model, not a curated record. NCBI's taxonomy places the organism in Eukaryota, Viridiplantae, Streptophyta, Lycopodiopsida, Selaginellales, Selaginellaceae. The transcript has 14 exons. The coding region runs from base 343 to 1923 and encodes 526 amino acids. Gene Ontology annotation, biological process: amino acid metabolic process.
UAACUAAUCUUCUCUUGCAGCCUGUUGCUCCAAUUGAGCUGGAGGAUUCAUCCCUUGCCAAGUCAAUUCACUUCUUCAAGUCGUCUUUUCUCGAGCCCCUCUUCUCAAGGAAUGCAGAUGUCAGCUUGAAGCAAGCCAUCACAAGAAGCUGCAAGAAAUGUCGGCAAGACCAAACUUUACCUGGUAGCUUUUAAAUGAAAGCAAUGUAACCUUCCAUUCAUGGGCCUUGGCUUUCGAGCCUGUCUUCUCACUGUUCGCUGUGCCUCUCUUCGGCUUGCAAUUCGCAGGUCUCGUUUUGCUUCUCACCUUGUGUGACAGUUUGCCGUCUUCGUGUCUCUAGAAAUGGGGGAAGCGAACAUUGGGCCCAAGCCAAUAGACGCGGAAGAAUUUCGCAAGCAUGCUCACGAGAUGGUGGACUUCAUUGCAGAUUACUACCGUGAUAUCGAGAGCUUUCCCGUUCGCAGUCAAGUCUCUCCUGGAUACUUGAAAACUUUGUUGCCUCCGGCUGCGCCAGAAGAUCCCGAAGCGCUGGAGGAAGUUUUUGCCGAUAUUCAGAGCAAGAUAAUUCCGGGAGUCACACACUGGCAAAGUCCGAAUUUUUUCGGAUAUUAUCCGUCCAACAGUAGCACGGCAGGGCUCUUGGGGGAAAUGUUAAGUGCUGGAUUGAACAUUGUUGGAUUUAGCUGGAUAACUUCGCCGGCGGCGACAGAGCUGGAGAUCAUUGUUCUUGACUGGCUUGCAAAGCUGUUGAAACUUCCCGACGAGUUUCUAUUUGGAGGUAAUGGCGGCGGAGUGAUUCAAGGAACUGCUAGUGAGGCAGUUUCUGUGGUGCUACUCGCUGCUCGAACUCGAGCCAUUUCAGAAAACAAGAGAAAAGGUUUGUCGGAAGCGGAGAUUCUUUCAAAGUUGGCGGUGUAUACGUCAGAUCAAACUCAUUCCUGUCUGCAAAAAGGAUGUGCGAUUGCUGGGAUUCCUCUUGAAAAUCUAGUGAUUGUUCCAACUGAUAGCUCAACAAACUAUGCAGUAUCACCAGCUGCGAUGAGACAAGCACUUGAGGAUGGCGUCAAGCAGGGACUCUUGCCAUUCUUCCUUUGCGGGACUGUGGGAACUACAUCAUCUUCGGCCGUGGAUCCAUUGUCUGCUUUAGGAGAUAUUGCAAAGGAUUUUGGAAUGUGGUUCCACGUUGACGCUGCCUACGCUGGCUCUGCGUGCAUCUGCCCAGAGUUUCGGCAUCACCUGGAUGGAGUUGAGAAAGCAGAUUCGUUUAACAUGAACGCACAUAAGUGGCUGCUUACAAACUUCGAUUGUUCUGCUCUUUGGGUGAAGGAAUCCAGCCAUCUGGUGUCAGCUCUUUCUACAACACCUGAGUUCUUGCGUAACAAGGCAUCUGAUUUAAAUCAAGUUGUCGACUACAAAGACUGGCAGAUACCUCUCGGCAGAAGAUUCAGGUCGUUGAAGCUGUGGUUUGUCAUGCGCAUGAAUGGCGCUUCUGGAUUACGGAGCUACAUAAGGAACCAUGUCCGCCUUGCAAAGCGCUUCGAAGGCUUCGUGCGUGAAGACCCACGCUUCCAACUUCUAGUUCCUCGCACAUUCGGCUUGAUUUGCUUCAGGCUAAAGCCAGAAAGCGAUGAUCCGGACAACGGACGCACUCUAAACUCCACGCUUCUGGAGGCUGUCAAUUCCAGUGGAAGAAUGUUUAUCACUCACACGGUGCUCUCGGGCGUCUACACGCUGAGGAUGGCCAUCGGCGGUCCACUCACGCAAGACAAGCACGUAGACGCUGCGUGGAAGCUCAUCCAAGAAGAAGCCACCACCCUCUUGGUUAAGGGCCCUUCGCAUAUUCUUGCGAAUAAUCUUCGUUUGUCGCCUAUUCUUGCGAAUAAUCUUCGUUUGUCGCCUAUUCUUGCGAAUAAUAGAAUUUAAAACACUUGGUUUA